AUGGGUUGUUCAAACGCUCGUCUACUAGUACAAGCACCAAUGAAUGCUGAACCCGGUGCAGCACCAACUAAUCCAUUACCAACCACAUCAUUAGCAAAUACUUCUGCUAAUGUUGCAACUGAUACGAAUAAUAAUUCAGCAGCAACAACAACACGAAUGCAUUUAACAGGAGUUGAUCUUGUUGUGGAAAGAAACGGAUCGUAUACACUUUUAUUAACACCCAAAACUCAUAAGCAACUAAUGCCUUAUGUAUUACGAAAAAAACGUUUUCGAAUUCUCGUUGAUAAACCUCGCUCUGACCCAACAACAACAAAUCUUAAUGAGCCAAAUCUUAAUGAACAAAUUAUGGAAAAUAAUAAUACUAAAUUAAUUUCUACUAAAAAAGAUAAAAAAACUAAAGAUACUUCAAUGGAAUCAACAAUUGAAUCUAUUGAACAAGUUGCAUCAGAUGAAUUAAAUAAAGUUAAAGCACGAUUUAUUGGUGGUCGAAGUAUUGAUCGUGGUAAUCCAGAAGAUGAUGAUACAAAUAUUCAAUCAGAUGAUGAAGGUAUGAUUGAAGAAAUAGUUACAACUGUUGAAGAAGAUAAAGAUCUUGAAUGUAAAAUUAAAAAGAAAAUUGAAACAAAAAAAACAAUUGCACAAGAUCCUGAAACACAUAAUACAAUAACAAAAGUUGUUAAAACUGAAGUGACUGAAAUAACACGUACAAUUACAAUUAAUGAUCAACAUGAUCUUGCAAGAGCUAAACGUGAACUAGGUAUUGAUGAUGUUAAUCGAUUUUUACCAUCAUCUUCAUCAUCAGCAUGGUCGGAACAUUCACAUGUUAUCGAAGUAAAAGAAAAACGUUACGAACCAAUUAAUGAAGUUGUUACAUCAAAAGAUUUUCCAUCGGAUAGUCCAAUUAAACAAACUCAACUGGAAGAAAAAAAACCAGUUUUAGCCGAAUCAACAUUAGUUGGACGUGGUCCAGUUGCCGAAACUCUAACAGCAACAGCUUCUGCUUCACAACAACAACAACAACAACAAAAGCCAAUUGAAAUAAAGAAAAAAAAGAAAAAAUCGAAACUUUGUUCUUGUACACAUGCAGCUGAUGAUGAAAAACAUGAUAAACCAAUGCCUGUUGAACAAAUAAAAGCAAGUUCUCCUAUAACAACAUCACCACCACCAGCAAUCAAUAUUAAUAAAUCAUCGAUUGAAGCACAAAUGCAAGGUGAAUCAUUAAUUUCAUCCGAUAUGAAACAAUUGAUAAUUGAUAAAAAAUUUCUAUUAAUUGAAUAUAUACAUUCAAAAAUUUUUUUACCAUCAAAAUUAUUCUCAUCAAAUGAAAAUGAUAUUAAAGCAAGAAAAAUUUCAUCACGUAUACUUGAUUUAUUACGAUAUGAUCGUUGUUCAUCAUGGACACAAAUGUCUGAACAAUUAAAAGAUGAAUAUUCUCAUUAUUUAUCAAAUAAUAAUUUAUCUCUUGAAUCAAUGAUAAAUACAUAUAAAAAUUUAUUUACUAUUAAACAAGCUAAUUUAUUAAAUACAUUUUCAACAAUACAUAAUGAAAAUGAUGUUAAAAAUAUACAUGAAAAUAAUAAUGAUUAUCUUAAUAUUGUACAAACAUAUCUUAAUGAACAAGAUAAUCAACAAAAUUCUAUUGAAAUACAACAAUCAAAUGAUAAUAAUGAACAUGCACUUGAAUCCUUACAAGAAGAACAACUUGAAAAAGUACCGAAUGAUAGUGAACAAGCUAUUAAUGAUUCAAUAGAUAAAAAUCAAGAGGAAAUUUCACCAAAUUAUAAUGAAGAAUAUUUAACUAAAAUGCUUGCUGAUAUAUCCCAACAUAAACCAAUAACAUUAGCUGAAGCAAUAGCAUAUGAAUAUAUUGAUAUUGAAGAUCCUAAACUAGGUUUAUCGAAUGAAACCAAACAAUCAAUAAAAAAUUUAUUUCAUCCAUUAUCGGAUGAAUCAAUAUCAAAUUUAAUUCGUGUUAAACGUUCAGGAGAAUAUAUAACCGAUAUUAAUCUUGCUGAAAUAAAUCCAUUUGAAAAAUUUAAUCGAACUGAACCAUAUAUUUAUCAAUUACAACAAUCAUUUGAACCAACAUUAGAUUUUAGUGAAAAACAAUUUCGUUCAUUAACGGAUGCUAUACUAAAAAAUAAAGAAGAAUUUGAUCAAUUACAAUUUGAUAUUGGACAUACAUCAUUACCAUUAUAUGAUUUAAAAGAUUUAUCAAUAAAUGAUAUCAGUCAAUCAGAUUCCGGAUAUUCAAUGACAACAGCAACACAUGAAAGUUUAGCAAGUAAAAUAAAAAUUGAAUUUGAACCAAUUCAUCAAGAUGUAUCAAUCAUAUCAAAACAAGAUGAUGUAGGUGAAGAUGAAAAAAUUGAUCUAGAUAAAGCAACACAAGAACAAUUAAAAAAAUAUGAACUUAAUCAUGAUUUAAUUCAAAUAAUUAAAACUGAUUUUAAUGGAUCGGAUAAAACUGUUGGUCAAGCAAUCUUAUCACGUGAAUUACGUUUAGAUAGUACAGAUCCAAAUGAUAUAUCCUAUUUAAAAUCAUUAGGUAUUCAUAAGGAACAAAUAAGAAUAUUGAAUGCACUUUUCUUUCCAAAACAUUCACGUAUAAUUGCAUAUUCACCAGAACCAGGUCGAUUUGUUGAAGCACAAACAACAUAUAAUCCUGAUUAUGCUGGAUAUAAAACAGAUACAACUAUAAUACAAAUUCAAGAAAAACAACUUUCAUCAGAUCAUCAUGCAAUGCAAAGAAAUAUUCAUGAUGAUCGAACAUCACCAGUUCUAUCGCAACAAAUAAUAACAUCAGAACCAGAAAUAAUUGUUUCUUCUCCAUUACCAAUAAUAACAACUCAAGAAAUUAUUUCAACAGUAGUUAGUCAAGAAAAACCAAUAUUAUUACCAUUAUCAUCAUCACCACCACCUGCAGCACCAGUUUCUUUGAAAAAACGUAAAUCAAGUGGUCAUCAUAGUUUAUUAUCUUGUUUUAAAAGUAAAAAACCGAAAGCUGGAACAGAACAACAAGGUCAAUCACCUGUAAAACCAACAAUACUUGUUAGUGAACCAAGUAGUCCACAAGAAGCAAUGAAAUCUUUUAACGAAAGAACUACAACUGAUUAUUCAAUUUUACCUGAUGGUAAACGUAUUUAUAUUGAUGCUUUUCGAGAUCGACCUGGUCUUGAUAUGUCUUAUAAACCAAAUGAUUUUGAAACUCGAUUUGUUCUACCAAUUACAAAAGAAUCAUCUGAAUAUGGACAAGAAUCAAUUGCAUCUGAUUUUGAACAAAUUCUUGUUCAUUCUGAAAUGACUGAAGAAAAUAUAGUACCUGUUCAAAGUGAUAUUAUUGAACAUGAAUCUAUUCCUCAACCAGAAAUAAUCGAAUCAAGUGAAGUUCAACCUGAGAUAAUUGAACAAGUUGAAGAACAAGCAGAAAUUAUUGAAAAGGAAAUUGAAAUUCAACCUGAAAUUAUUCAACGAGUUGAAGAUCAAUCGGAAAUUAUCCAACAGGAAACUGAAAUUCAACCAGAAAUAAAAAGUGAAGUUCAAUUAGAACCUCAUCCAGUCAUAAUUGAAGAAUCGGUUCAUAUUCAAUCAGAUAUACAUGAACUUAAAACUCCAGUUCAUUUAGAACCUCGUCCACCAACAAUUGUACCCGUCGAUGCUCCAAUUGAAAAAGUACCAAUUAUUAUUUCACCUAAAAAAUCUGAACCUAUUACAGUUACAAAAAAACCCACAAUUGAUUUACAUGGAGCAGCUGUUGUUCUACCAGAAGUUCAAUUAGUUAAACCUGGACCAUUACCCACAUUAUCAAUAACAAAAGGAAAGAAAUCAACUGGUGGUUUAUGUGCAUCUUGUUUUGGUUCGAAAUCUGCAGAAAAAAAGAAGAAACAACGUCAUUCAAAAACAGUUUCAGCACCUAUUGAACAAAAGAAAAGUAUUGUUGAAGAAAAUAUACCACAAAUUAUUGAACCAUCAUCAAUACCUUUAAUUCAAAAUGAUAGACCUAUUUUACCUAAUGUUAAUAUUGAUCAAUAUAAAGAACGGGAUUUUCAAAAGAGUUAUGAGUCACUUCCAAAAUCAGAAGAUCGUUUUGCUACAACUGUACGAUCAAAUCUUGAACAACAUCAUCAAUCAUCUUCGAAUGAACAUGUACCAACAUCAUUAUCAACUACACCUACGAUCGAAUCACCAACAAAACUAUCUGCAACUCCAAUAGAUACAACAAUUUUCUCUCGAAUUAAUAUUGAUUCGUUCAAAGAACGAACAUUUGACAAGAGUUUCGAGAGUUUACCAAAGUCACAAGAACGUCUGAAUGCAACGGAAGAACCUCGUUAUCAAGUAAUAGUUGAUAAUGAAGCAACUGCACCACCUGUAAUACUAUCGAACAAAACCGAUGCAUCUUUAUAUACGAAAGUAAAUAUUGAUUCAUUCAAAGAGCGAACUUUCGACAAGAGUUUCGAGAGUUUACCAAAAUCACAAGAACGUCUGAAUGCAACAACAGUAUCAGAAGAACCUCGUUAUACAGUAAUAGUCAAUAAUGAGUCAGUUUCAGAACUAGUAUCAAAUAAAACUGAUCCAUCUUUAUAUACGAAAGUAAAUAUAGAUUCAUUCAAAGAACGGGUUUUCCAAAAGAGUUUCGAGAGUCUCCCAAAAUCACACGAACAGUUGAAUGCAACAACACCCUCUGAAGAACCUCAUUAUCAAUUACCAACGAAUGAAGUUCUAUCAUCCCUACCAGUUCAAUUACAAACAACAGAUAAUUUAUCUACACCCUCAAAAGCAAAUAUUGAUACAUUCAGAGAACGAACUUUUCAAAAAAGUUUUGAUAGUCUCCCAAAAUCACAAGAACAGUUAAAUAUUAUAUCAACACCCGAGGAACCUCAUUAUCAAUUACCCACUCAUGAGAUUGUAUCACCACCGGUAGAGAUACAACUCACAAAUAGUUCAUCUAAAAAUUCAAACACAAAUAUUGAUACAUUUAAAGAACGAACUUUCGAAAAAAGCUAUGAGAGUUUACCAAAAUCACAAGAACGUUUAAAUGCAACUACACCAUCCGACGACUCUCAUCAUCAAUUACGACUUAAUGAACCCGUAUCACCCCCAACAAAAAUACAAUCAACGGAUAAUUUAGCUACAUAUUCAAGUGUCAAUAUUGAUUCAUUCAAAGAACGAACUUUCGAUAGAAGUUUUGAGAGUCUACCAAAAUCACACGAACGACUUAAUGCAACAACACCCUCUGAAGAACCUCGUUAUCAAGUAAUAGUCAAUAAUGAGUCAACUUCAGAACUAGUAUCGAACAAAACUGAUGCAUCUUUAUAUACGAAAGUAAAUAUUGAUUCAUUCAAAGAACGAGUGUUUCAAAAAAGUUUUGAGAGUCUCCCAAAAUCACAAGAAAAGUUGAAUGCAACAACACCCUCUGAAGAACCUCGUUAUACAGUAAUAGUUAAUAAUGAGUCAACUUCAUCCCCAGUUCAAUUACAAACAACAGAUAAUUUAUCUACACCCUCCAAAGUUAAUAUUGAUUCAUUUAAGGAACGAACAUUCGAUAGAAGUUUUGAUAGUCUCCCGAAAUCACACGAACGCCUGAACGCAACAACACCCUCUGAAGAACCUCAUUAUCAAUUACCCGUCGAUGAACCUAUUCAAUCCAAUUCAAUAAAAAAAUUCACUCCAUCAAUCCCAUUUGACCCAUCUAUCUAUUCAACAGUGAAUAUAGAUUCAUUUAAAGAACGAACAUUCGAUAAAAGCUUCGAAAGUCUUUCGAAACAAAAAACUCAUUCAGAUAAACCUAUUGAGAAUGAAUAUUCAGUAGCUGAAUCAAGUACUUAUGAUAACCUUCAACAUCAAAAAAUCACACCAUCUAUUGAAAUAAAAACAAACGAAAAAAUAAUCAACAGCAAUAUAAUGAUUCCUCCUUCAACUGAUAUACAAAAGUCGAGUGGUGAUUUUCAUUCAAUUGAACAUAAAGAAAGUCAAAUGAAAGGUUCAACAUCACUUCCAGCUAAAAAGAAGAAACAUAAAAAUGAAAAAAAAUCUGGUAUAUUUUCAACAUUUUUUCGUCAAAGUGAACGAAAAUCAAAAAUACCAGCACUUAAUUUACCUCCUAUUGAACGUGAUUUAUCACCAAAUAAUCCAAUACAUCAAUACGAUAAUGAUCCAUUACAUAUCCCAUCAAUUGAUUUACCUAAACUUGAUCUUCCAUUACCAACAUAUGAUCGACCAGAAGUUAAUAUGACAACUGGAUCGAUUCAAUAUUCAUCUGAAUUUUCUAUUCCAACUGUUAAUUUACCAUCCAUACCUAAUUUAGAAUUACCCGACAAUACUAAACAAUUCACCGAAUCUAAUACUGAUCCUAUGAAAAUUCCUCAUAUUCAAUUACCUGAACUUCAAUAUACAUUAAAUGAACAAGAUACCCAUAAAAAAUUACCCGAAGUACAAUUAAAAACAUCCAAAAUUGAUAUCAAUCACGAACCAACUAUUGAAACUGGUUUAGCAUUAGCUUCACCAGUCGAGGAUUUGUUAAGUAUUCAAACUGAUCAUAAAAAUUUUCCUAUUGAAACAGAUUAUGCUAUUAACCCAGAAACAAUAUUACCUCAUCAUGUAGAAAUCCUUCCUUCAAUUCAAGAAAAACUCCACAUUACUGAUAAACAACAAUCAGAACUUCCAUUAUUUAUUCAGAAUGAAACCAAUCCAGAAUUUAAUUUUCAAUUACCUUCAUCAGAACCCAUUCUUUCCUUAUCCAAAGAUUCUAAAUCAAUUCCACCAUCAUUCGAUGAUGAUAUACCAUCAGUUCCAUCAAAAAUUGUUCCAGCAAUUCAAUCUCCUUUAAAACAAAUUAUCGAACCAAAACCCGACAUCAAAAAGAAAUCUUCAUCACUUGCAUUAUGUUCAUGUUUUGGUGAUAAAUCAACAAUAGCAAAUGAAACAAAAUCAUCUACCCUUCAAGCACCAAAAGCGGAUUUACCCGAAGUUAAGAUGCCUAUUCCAUCAUCAAAUGUAUCAUCAACAUUGAAAACAAAAGGAAUAUUACGUGCACCAAGUACUGAUUUACCACCCGUCGAUUUAACAUUAACAUCAGUUGAUUUACCAACAAUUCAUACAGAAAAUAAAAAAAUAAAAUCAAUAAAUGAAACUAAAAGUCCAAUUCCUCUAGAACAACGAAUAAAUAUCAAAUCUGAUAUUCUAUCAACAUCUGGUAUUGACAAACAAACAACAGAAGAUAUUAAAAAUAUCUCUGUUCAAUCACCAUCAUUUGUAAUCACAACACCUGAAAUUAAUCUAUCUGAUACAAAUCUUUCUUUAUCAAUACCUGAACAAAUUCAAUCCACUUCUGAUAGUGGUCUUGAAGCUAUUAUGUCGUCACAUAUGCAUCCAUCAUCAACAUUUGAUACAAAUGCAACAUUUGAAGAUAUUCAACAACAUCCAUCAAUUAGUUCAGGUUUAGGUAGUGAAAUAUUAGAUAAUAUACAAGCGAAAGGUUAUUCAUUACCGGAUAUAAAAACUCCUGAACCAACACUUAUACCAAAAUCUAUUGAAAGUAAUAAUUUUAAUAAAUAUGAUUUUACACGUAAAAUAACAAUGAAUGAUGAUACACAUGCAAAAUUUCUUUUUCGACAAGAUCAAUUGAAAACAUGUUUAGAAAUUGAAAUAUCAAAAUCAAUUGAAAAUUUUGAUGGAAAAAAAGAUCAAAAAACAUUGGAUAAAAUUCUUCAUCAAGCUAUGAAUUUAAUUAAAGAUAAAAAAGUAUCAACAUAUCCAGAAUUAAAACAAAAAUUACUUAUUGAACAUAAGAAUGAUGCAUUUAUUAUUGAUCCUGUUGUACGUUCACUUUAUUAUGCUAUUGAAAAUCAAGGUUUAGAAAAUUUAGAUAAACCAGAAUUUCCAUUAGCUAUACGUGAUAUGGUACGUCUUCCGGCCAAACAGACAUUUGACACAGUUACAUAUUUGAAUAAAGAAACAACGCCAUUAUCUACAAUACAAAUGACAAAAGAAACUUCUGCUCCCGCUACGGACAUAACCAUUGAUAAUAAAUCAAGUGAACCAAUUGAUACAAAACGUUCUUGUUUAACAUGUGGUCAUUCAAAAUCAAAAACUAAAAUACCAUCAACAACAACAACAACAACAUCAACAUCGAUUGGUUUACUUGAUGAACGUCGUCGUUCACAAUUAAAUACACAUCGAAAUGAAUUAGGUAAUAUUCUUCGUGAUCAUAUUCAAUCAUCACAACCACCAAUUAGAAAAUUUGCUGAUCAUCCAAAAGAAUCGGAAAAAAUUGUCCGUAAAUGUUUAACACUUAUAACACAACCAAAAAUUCAUACCUAUGAACAAAUUCGUAAUGAUUUAAAAACCGAACAUAAACAAACAUUUUAUCUUGUUGAUCCAACAGUUGAUAUUAUACGUGAUACAUUUGAUCAUUGUGAUAUAACACAAAUGAAUGAAAAAACUAAUCUUAAUAUCUUAGAUUCAAAUAUAAGUCAAACAGCUAAAUUAUAUAAUAAUCAAACAAAUUUAUUAACACCAGAUGAAUUUAAUGCAUUUAAAUCUAAUCAAUUAUCAUGGUUACAACAAUAUUUAAUUGAUAAAGAAUUAAAAGAAAAAAAAUUAACAAAAAAACAAACAAAAGAAUUAAAUAAGAUUAUAAAUCGUAAUAUUGAAAUAUUAUCAACAAAUUCAAUAACAACAUGGGAUGAAUUAUCAUUACAAUUACAACGUGAAUAUCCAAAAGCACAUGAUUUAUGUAAUCGUUCAGUUGAAUUAAUAAAACAAGGUGAAAAAGAUGGUUUAUUAUUACUAGAACAACCACCAUUACAAGAUAAACGACGUCCAUCAUCAUUAAUAACUGAACGUGCACGACAAAAUUUAAAAACCCAUCGUAAAAAAAUACUUACAUCAUUAAAAAAUUUCUUAAUGAAUUAUAAUAAAUCAGCAACAAUCAAUGAAAAUCAUUUAGAUAAUUAUCUUGAUAAAACAUUUCAUUAUUUAGAAGAACAAAAACAAGGACAAUUUAAAAAUUAUAAUGAUUUAAAAGAACAAUUAAAAAAAGAUUUUCAAAAAAAUAAUCAAGAACAUUUAAUUGAACAAAUUGUUGAUGUUAUCGAACAAGCACAUGCAACAAAUCAAUUUGAUGAUCUUGAAAAACCUGAAGUACAAUUAUUAAUGAAAGAUCGAUUAGAUGGAAAACCUUUAAUUAUUAAAGAAAUGUAUGUUUCAUUACCAGCACGUACUGGAGCAUCGAAAUAUUUAAAUGAUGAAUCAUCACACUAUACAUCAUUAUUAACAACUGGUGAUCAAUCAUUAAAUAAUACAACAACAUCACAUCGUGUUGCUCGAGGCCUUAGUUGGCGUGAGGCAAAUGAACGCGCAAGAAUUUUAUUCUAUCGUGGAAAACAUCCGGCAAUACAUUAUGAUGAACAAGCAGCGGCAUUUGAUGUUAGAAUGUUACUUGAAACAGCAUCAGGUGGUACUCAAGAAAUACCUGUUACCGACAGUGAUGUUCAUGAAUUACUUAAUUCAUGUGGUGUUCAAUGGGAUGGUGUUAAUAUCAUAUCAUUAGUUGAUCAUAGUGAAGAUGUUGUACGUGCUGCUGAACAAGCUGCUUUAAGAGUCAUCCGAGAAAAAGGUAUUGUUGAUUUACGAACACCACCAUCAACAAGAAAUAUUGAUAUAAAUGAUGAUGAUGAUAAUGAAACAAUUAAUUCAUCUGUUACACCAUCGUCAUAA
Messenger RNA from Adineta steineri, 9717 nucleotides. Lineage: Eukaryota; Metazoa; Rotifera; Eurotatoria; Adinetida; Adinetidae. The record is from the annotation of a GenBank genome assembly.